Messenger RNA from Spirometra erinaceieuropaei, 1434 nucleotides. Lineage: Eukaryota; Metazoa; Platyhelminthes; Cestoda; Diphyllobothriidea; Diphyllobothriidae. The record is from the annotation of a GenBank genome assembly.
AUGAACAAGGCCGUCAUCCUACCGACGCUGCUGUACGGAGCGGAGAUUUGGACGGUGUACACAAAGCAGGCACGCCGUCUGAACCACUUCCACCUCAGUUGUCUUCAUCGCAUACUGAGGCUAAGCUGGCAGGAUCGAAUCCCCGACACUGAUGUACUGGAACGGACGGGAAUCCUCAGCAUCUACACCAUGCUGAGACAAAUGCAGCUGCGUUGGAGCGGUCACCUGGUGCGCAUGCACGAUGAGCGACUACCCAAACGACUCUUCUGCGGCGACGUUCCAACGGGUUCUCGCCGCCAAUGAGGAAAAAUUCGUCGAUACAAUGACACCCUGAAGUCCUCCUUGACGCGUCUGCAAAUUAACCCGACCAACCGAGAAGAUCUCGCCCACGACCGACCGACCUGGAGGAGGACAGUGAAAACAGGCGCUGCGAUCUAUGAAGCCACUCGCAUCGCCGCCGCCAAAGUGAAAAGUGAAGCACGCAAACCACAGUUGCACCCACUCCACAACGCCGACUCACAACCGCUUCCAACGUGUUCUCGGUGUCAACGAACAUUCCGGGUACGAAUUGGAUCCAUUGGACACCUUCGGACCAACUGCACCUCCCAUACCGCACCAACCGCCGUCCCUCCGCCCGCCUCUUCCUCGUCCUCUCCGCCGCCGACUAACUCUGGCUACUCUUUUGAACCACCACUUCCAUCAUCCUCCUCCUCCACUGCCCCAACGACGGCCGCUCUAGCGGCUGUCAAGGACGUCAGCAGCCCUGACACGUCAACAGACACCAUCCCUCCAACCUCCGACUCCAGAGGUGAGGACCAGGGCUACAGCUGCCGCCACUGCGACCGCACCUUCACCUCACACAUUGUCCUGGUCGGUCACUUGCGAAUCCAUCGCACAGAGACUGGUGAACUAGUGCCUGGAGCACCAGCCUACACCCACUGCAUUCGCCUCCACUGCCCACACAGCCCUCGCGCUUUCACGCAUCGCAUAGGCCUCUUCGGCCACAAGAGCAUCCAUGAGAGCGGAAUUGACCGCCCUCCCGACACACCCACCACACCAAACCCCACCACCACUUCGUCGCCCUGUGCGCCCACCGCCCUUCCCGCAACUGACACCGACGCCACCGACUUCACCUGCCCACACUAUCCCCGCACAGUCACGUCUCGCAUCGGCCUGGUCGGUCGUUUGCGAAUGCAUCGCACAGAGUCUGGCGAACCAGUGCCUGGAGCACCAACCUAUACCCACCACGCUCGGCUCAACUGCCCACACUGUCCUCGCACUUUCGCGCAUCGCAUGGGCCUAUUCGGCCACAUGCGCAUCCAGGAGAGUGGAACUGACCGCCCUCCCGACACACCCACCACAUCCAACACAUCCACCAUGCCCAGCCCCAUGGGCCUCUUCGGCCACAUGAGCAUUCACGAAGACCUGUGGUAG